ACCAAUCAAUCUGUAGCAUGGGAGCGAGAGGAAGAUAGAUGAAGUCACGACCGGAAGUUUACAAACAACAACUGAAGAAGCUAGGAUAUAGCAACGAUUUUGCUUUAUUUUGACAAACUGCCGAAAAGCUUUCGCCUAAACCAAGAUGGUUUGUGAGAAGUGCGAGAAGAAGCUUGGUAAAGUUAUCACACCUGACACCUGGAAGGAUGGAGCGCGGAAUACAACAGAGGGUGGUGGGCGUAAGUUGAAUGAGAACAAGCUCCUGACCUCUAAGAAAGCCAGGUUUGACCCCUACAGCAAGACCGGCUUUGCCACCUGCAGGAUCUGUAAGAGCUCAGUUCAUCAGUCUGGAUCACAUUACUGUCAGGGCUGUGCAUAUAAGAAAGGAAUCUGUGCGAUGUGUGGAAAGAAGGUUUUGGACACCAAGAACUACAAACAGACAUCAGUGUGACAGCGCGACGAUCUGAGGGCAGUUCUGGGGGUGAACAACAGAUGUGAAGAUGAGACUAAUGGUGCAUGUCAUCUUGUCAUCUUUUCACAUUUUCAGUAUCUUUCCACAUUGUCCUGUCAUUGACAGCUUGAACUGUUAACUGGUAAUUUUCCCACCUUUGUGAAAGCGAGAAAUUCUGAGGUGGUUUUGCCCUCCUAUUAUACACCGUAAUAACAAAUAAUGCUGCUGGAACAGUGGCCAUAAACAGGGAAGCACUGUUGUCUCUAAACACACCACCUGUUAUCACCUGUUUCACAGAUUUUUUUGUAUAUUUUAAAUUCAAUGAUUUGACUUGAUUCUUUGCUUUUUAAACUUUGAUUUCUGUAUGUCUGUAUGUAUUUUUUGAGUGAAUAAAGCAUUCUAUACAAGGA
Messenger RNA from Acanthopagrus latus (yellowfin seabream), 861 nucleotides. RefSeq names its product cysteine-rich PDZ-binding protein (gene cript). Lineage: Eukaryota; Metazoa; Chordata; Actinopteri; Spariformes; Sparidae. Gene Ontology annotation, molecular function: microtubule binding; PDZ domain binding. The record is from RefSeq and is a predicted model, not a curated record. Gene Ontology annotation, biological process: cytoplasmic microtubule organization. The transcript has 5 exons. Gene Ontology annotation, cellular component: dendrite. The coding region runs from base 146 to 451 and encodes 101 amino acids.